GAAGAAGAGCCCCGCCCCUGAAAGCUUCGAUCAAUAUUUCAAAAUGAUCACUGUUAUCAUUGCUCACGUUCAUAUGAUAGUUUUUCAAUAUCUAAUCACAAUUUAAGUAGUUGGAUACAACUGCCUUGCGAUAAGAGUACCAUGAUUUUAUUGUUUACAGUUUGUAUAGGAUAGCAAGUGUUUGUUUUUAGCAUUAAGCUGAUUUAGCUAGCAAGAGAAAAAAAAAAGCCACUGCGCCGAGACGCAGAUUUGGUUCGCCAGCAUGGCUUCCAGUGCCAGGAAAGAUUCCCCGGAGCUUCCUGACUUCUCUCUGCUCAAGAGACUUGCCAGAGAUCAGCUCGUCUACCUCCUGGAACAACUUCCAGGAAAGAAGGACCUUUUUAUUGAGGCAGACUUGAUGAGCCCGCUGGAUCGUAUUGCCAAUGUUGCCAUCCUGAAGCAACAUGACGUUGACAAGCUUUACAAAGUAGAAUAUAAACCCAUAAUUAGCACAGCAGAUCAGCUCUGUUUUCUGAUCCGGCCAAGAAUACGAACAGUGAAGUGGAUAUGUGAUGUGGUCCAAGCAGACAAAGCAGCAGGGAAAUUUAGAAGAUACAAAAUUAUAUUUACUCCUCAGAAGUUUUAUGCAUGUGAAACGGUGCUGGAGGAGCAGGGAGUCUUUGGAGAUGUGACUAUGGAUGAAUGGGCCUUCUAUCUACUUCCUUUGGACGAUGACAUCAUCAGUCUGGAACUCCCAGAGUUUUUUCGGGACAAUUAUCUGGCUGGAGACUUGCGUUGGGUGAGGACAGCUGGUAGCGCUCUCCAUCUCCUCCACUCCAUUUAUGGACCCUUUUCAAAGGUUUACGGGAUUGGAAGGUGUUCAAAGAUGGUGUACGAGUCUUGGAGAGAGCAAGCGGAAGAGGGAGACUAUAAGGCUCGGAACACUGAAAUAGGAAACGUUUUCUUAAUUGAUAGGGAUGUGGACUUUGUCACCCCUUUGUGCUCACAAGUGGUUUACGAAGGACUUGUGGAUGAUGUAUUCAGAAUCAAAUGUGGGUGUGUGGAAUUUGGGCCUGAUGUUUCGUCCUCAGACAAAAGCAUCAAAGUCAUGCUGAACUCUCAAGAUAAGGUCUUCAAUGAAAUCAGAAACGAGCAUUUCUCCAAUGUAUUCAGCUUCCUCAGUCAGAAAGCCAGGAAUCUCCAGACUGCAUAUGAUAAGCGUCGAGGAAUGGACAUAAAGCAGAUGAAAACGUUUGUCUCCGAAGAACUAAAAGGGUUGAAACAAGAACAUCGGCUCCUGAGCCUGCACAUCAGCGCAAGUGAAUCAAUGAUGAAGAAGAAAACGAAGCAGGACUUCCAGGAACUGUUAAAGACAGAACACUCUUUACUUGAAGGUUUUGAAAUCCGUGAAUGUAUUUCUUUCAUUGAGGAACAUAUCAACAGGCAGGUCUCCAUGACGGAAAGUCUUCGACUGCUUUGUCUUCUGUCCUUAACGGAAAAUGGACUCCUGCCAAAAGAUUACCGCUCUUUAAAAACACAGUAUUUACAGAGUUAUGGAGUGGAGCAUCUGCUCACAUUUGCCAACCUCAAGCAAUCGGGGUUGCUUGUGGAGCAACAGCAGGCUGAGACGCUGACUGUUAUGGAGAGCAAAGUGGGUAAACUGGUCAACGAUAAGACAGCAGGGAAACUAACAGAUGCCUUUUCGUCCUUGGCAAGGAAAAGUAAUUUCAGAGCCCUCAGCAGAAAACUCAAUUUGGUGCCAAAGUCAGAUGAGGAAUAUGACCUGCGUGUCCCAAGGGACAUGGCAUACGUCUUCAGUGGCGCCUACAUCCCACUGAGCUGCAAGCUCAUUGAGCAGGUGUUAGAGCGAGACGGUUGGACUGGGCUUGAAGAAGUUACCAGGUUGCUAAAUGGAAAUGAGUUUGCCGUCACAGGCAAAAAUGGAGCAAAAAAUGAAGCACAGCGCAUCGUUGUUGUCAUGUUCCUCGGGGGGUGCACCUACUCUGAGAUUUCAGCUUUACGUUUUCUUGGUAGAGAAAGAGGAUAUAAAUUUAUUGUGGUAACGACUGCCAUUACAAGCAGCUCAAGACUGUUGGAAACCUUGCUGGGCAACCAUCUAUGAUGAGCCAAUGUGAGCCUGUCAGCUCACAAUGAUGUACCUGAGAAACAUUCCUGUCACUCUACAACCAACUGUGAUAGUUGUUGACUUGUCAGAAAUUCCCAAAAAAGAAAUGAGUAAAGAUGUGCAAUGUCAAUAAAUGUAUUUUUACGAUG
Molecule: messenger RNA, 2253 nt
Organism: Hippocampus comes (tiger tail seahorse)
Lineage: Eukaryota; Metazoa; Chordata; Actinopteri; Syngnathiformes; Syngnathidae
Gene: vps33b
Product: VPS33B late endosome and lysosome associated
Exons: 24
Coding region: 263-2101 (612 amino acids)
Biological process (GO): vesicle-mediated transport
Source: RefSeq, a predicted model, not a curated record